This is a messenger RNA of Penicillium paradoxum, 3807 nucleotides long. RefSeq names its product putative sensor histidine kinase/response regulator. The record is from RefSeq and is a predicted model, not a curated record. Gene Ontology annotation, molecular function: phosphorelay sensor kinase activity. Gene Ontology annotation, biological process: phosphorelay signal transduction system; phosphorylation. Bases 1 to 3807 code for a protein of 1268 amino acids. Lineage: Eukaryota; Fungi; Ascomycota; Eurotiomycetes; Eurotiales; Aspergillaceae. The transcript is spliced from 3 exons.
AUGCCUGCGUUAGGAGGUGACUACAGAUUGGCCCAAGAACGGGAAUUCUACAAAUAUAUUCCGCGCGAACAUUCGACAUCGCAUUAUGCCCCCUUCGACCAUGCUAGCGAAACUACAUUCAAACCGCAACCGUCGCGCGAUUCCGCCUUGACCUCCUUCGCUCAACUAGGCGCUAUACGUCUAGAAGCUCAACGAUCCCUGAUUUCUCUAUUCGAUAAAACUCAUCAGCAUGUCAUCGCAGAGGCAACCCGGACCUUGGGACUCAUUGGUGGAGGAGUCCAAGAUGAACGCGACCGACUGCGGUUAGGAUGCUGUGUGCUCCCUAAAGAAAGGGGGUUUUGCCAGCAAGUCGAAGGUUUGCCCUCUUGGGAGUAUUCAGAAGCCGCCGAGGUCGUCGGGGACAGUUCACUGGUGGUCUUGGAUAUACAACAGAACCCACAUUUCAGGUCCCGUCAAGUCCUGCACGCGCUGUCUGAUGUCCGAUUCUAUGCUUCAGUGCCUAUUGUGAGCCCCAAAGGGUUUACAAUUGGCGCCUACAGCGUAUUGGACCAUGAACCAAGGAUCUCGGCCCCCAAGCAACAUGAUCUACAAUUUAUGAAAGACAUGGCUGCAACCAUCAUGGAACAUUUGACGAUGGGUCACUCCACUCGGAAAAGUCGCCAGGCCGAACGCAUGAUUGUCGGAUUGGGGAGUUUUGUUGAAGGCAGGUCGACCCUUCGCGACUCGUGGCGGGAAGCCAAUGCACAGUACGCUGCCUCGGAACAGUCAGGAGAGACUAUUGAGGGCCAGUUGAAUAUUCAGCAGCAAGAUCUCCAACAAUCCCUCAAGGGACAGAUGGGGAAGGAUAUGGUCAUUCGCCAACCUUCCAAAGGCGCUAACAAAAGUCCUGGCCCCGUAUCGAGUAGCGACAGCAAAGAGACGAGGGGUAGAGAAGAGCAACACAUAGAGAUCAACAAAGUGGAUGGGUCUGUUCGAAGCGUCCUUGCCGGUGAAAGCUUGCGAGAUGACUCAGUGGAGACCAGCAUCAAACAUGUCUUCUCGCGCGCAGCAAACUUGAUCAGGGAAUCAAUUGGCGCUGAGGGAGUUAUGUUCCUCGACGCCAACACCGAUCGUUUCGGAAGUCUCGUGGAACGGACUACUCGGAAAGUUGCUGAUCCCAGCUCAAAGGACCCAAUAUCGAGUAGUGAUGAAAGUACCGAUUCCCAAUCUUCCUCCAAACGCAGCUUUACCAAAAGUGACCAUGAGGAUGAGCUAGGCGGCGCUCUUUUCUCCGAGUGCUUGGGCUUUUCCAGCUCCAGAACAUCAAGCGUCAACGAACAGGCAAGAACUGGUCAGACAAUCGUGGUUCCAGAGCCUCUGUUCAGCUCACUGAUUCGGCGAUAUCCCAACGGGAAGAUAUUCACUUACAACGCCAAUGGAAUGGUUUCCGAAGACAGCGAUCCCUCACGAAAUCUGUCCGAGCCCGAUCAAUCUACAACUUCUGGGGCGCCUCGCACUCAAGCCCAACGCCCCGCCAGCAAACGACGACGCAAGCCAACGUUCCAGCAGGACGCCAGUAAUCUUAUAAAAAUCAUCGGAGAUGCCAGAAAUAUCCUUCUUCUACCAAUAUGGGACUCGGAUAAAAACCGAUGGUUUGCUGGAACACUAGUGUGGACCAAUGACCCUGAGCAUAUCUUCACCACCGAGAAUGAGCUAGUCUACAUUUCUGCAUUUUCUAACAGUAUCAUGGCCGAAAUACGUCGACUUGACGUGGAAUUGGCCGAGAAGGCUAAAACCAAACUUGUUAGCAGCAUCACCCAUGAGCUUCGGAAUCCACUGCACGGAAUCCUAGGCACAGCGGAUAUCCUUAGUGAUACCGCUAUGAACGCUCUUCAACAUGGUAUGGUCCAUACUAUAGAAUCGUGUGGCCGAACCCUCCUAGAUAUCAUCAACAAUUUGCUCGACCUUACCUUCAUUGACAAGUACAAGAAGAAACUUCCCCGCUCACGAAGGAAGCGAGAAAGUAAACAAUUGCCCUUGCCUCCACGUGUGAAAGAUGUCGGGCCCGUUCAAAGCAAGGAUCACGGCGAGGAUACUUCAAUCGCCCAUGUUAAGCUUGAUGCAGUACUGGAAGAAGUCACGGAGUGUGUAUUUGCUGGAUAUAGCUUUUACACUCACCCUCAGGCACCUCCCCCAGCCUUGAAUGAUUCAUCCUCCCGGUGGGGUGGCCCCACUAGCAAAUCUGACCAAGUCGGUCCUCGUGCUAGUCAAGUCACAAUUAUCUUCGACAUUCAGCCCGACACAGAAUGGGACUUUGACACACAUGCCGGUGCCUGGCGCCGGAUACUGAUGAACGUUUUCGGAAAUGCACUCAAAUACACCACCUCAGGAUAUAUCUACCUUGGGUUGAGUUCGUCUCAAUUGGAAACUGUCCGAGGGGAUCAAGAACGCGAAUUCGAGGUCACCCUUACGGUGAAGGAUACCGGAAAGGGCAUUGGAGCCGACUUUCUGCAAAACGGCCUGUUCACCCCGUUUAGUCAAGAAAAUACACUCGCAUCUGGCAGUGGACUCGGGCUCAGCAUCGUUCGACAAGCCGUGGGAUUUCUCGGCGGUUCCAUUGAAAUUGAAUCCAGUCAAGGAGUCGGCACCAAACUGUCGAUCCGCACGCCACUCACUCAGACAUCCCAUACAUCGGAUACUUCAUCUUCGAGCUCGACCUUUAGCUCCCUCCAGAGAUAUACCCAGGAUAGAACGAUUGGCUUCCUCGGGUUUGGGCAUUCUCUCCAGUCUCAGCGAGACACGGCCUUGUUUUCGUCGUUGGAGCGGUUGUGCAGCAGCUGGUUUGGUCUUCAAGUCCGCAAUAUCUCCCCUCAAGAGGGCGGGGAUAUAGACUGUGACUUCUAUUUGGCAGUGCAGACAGAAUUGGACUCGGAAAAUACCGGCGGGCGAGAUCUAUUUGGUCUCAGUCAGCGUCUUGCUAACAGAGAUGGCCGCAGCUCGCCGGUCGUAGUCAUCUGUCAGUCUCCGGAGGAAGCGCACAGAAUGUUUGUUGUCGCCAAGAAUCGAGAUGAAACGCCAUUGUUUGAGUUUAUCAGUCAACCAUGCGGGCCUCAGAAGUUCGCUCGGGCGUUAAACAUCUGUAUCAAACGGCAGCUUGAUGCUGAAGCUGGCCGGUCCAGUCCCGACGAGCCGACUCGUUGGGUGGAAUUGCCAGAAUCCACCCAUCUGCCGGUCGAUUUUGGGGCCACUGAGCCCCCCAAUGAGAGAAUGAAGAUCAGCAAGCGACCGACAACAGAUACUAUGGGUAGUCCGGAAGCCCGGAACAAAAGCCAAUUCUCAUCCCCUAAAGGGGGUUCCGAAGCGGGCCCACUGGACACUGCCCAGUCACCUUCUUCCCAGGAAGCUGGAAGGGACUCGGAGAUUGCUGAGCGAUCUGUCUUACUGGUGGAUGACAAUGAUCUCAAUCUUCAAUUGUUAUGUGCCUACACGAAAAAAGACAAGUGUAAUUAUAUGACGGCCAAGAAUGGUGCAGAGGCGGUUGAGAUCUAUAAAGCCCAUCCCGGCAAGUUCCGGGUGGUUAUCAUCGAUAUUUCAAUGCCCAUUAUGGAUGGCUUCGAAGCGUCGCGCCAAAUUCGACGCGUAGAAAAGGAGCACCGGGCCAAGAACGAUUCCUUACAAAAAGCUCCUGCCACAUAUAUCGCUGCCUUGACUGGACUUGAUAGCCCUGAUGCCCAGAAAGAGGCAUUUGGCUCGGGCAUUGACACGUUCCUCAUCAAGCCGGUCAAGCGACCAGACUUGCAUGCCAUCCUUCAGCGAAUAACGGAGUAA